UCUCCGUUGCUACAGCAGUUGCACACGUGUUUGCUACAGUUUAGAUCUAUCACAAAAUUCUUACUUUGACAUAACAGUGCCAAUUUAGAAGUAUAUAACAUAUAAGGACGCUUUCGAAACGCUAUGCAGUCUUAGCCCCCUCGAAGUAUGUCUGUUGAGGAGGAGAAGGAAGCCGAAAUGUCUGACGACUUAAAUAGUCUAGAUAACACAGACAUGCUGAAGUCUGAGCAAGGGGGAAAAGAAAAUGCUAGUGGAGAUGUUGCUAAUGACGGAGACGUGGAAGAGAUUGACGAAGUGAUGGCAGGUGGACACGGUGAAGACGAGGAUCAAAAAGAUGAGGGUGAUGAAGAAACUCUGAAGGAGGAGAAAAAGAAAAAACUUAUGCCGGGCAUAGUUUACCUGGGACACAUUCCCCCGAGACUCAGGCCAAAGCAUGUGCGAAAUAUGCUUGGUGUGUAUGGAGAGAUCGGGAGGAUCUUCCUCCAGCCUGAGAACCGUGCUGUUCGCAGAAAGAAGAAGAAAGCAGGCAGUAAUUCAUCCAGUUUCACAGAGGGCUGGGUGGAGUUUAGGGAUAAACGGAUUGCCAAGAGGGUUGCGGCCAGUCUGCACAAUACGCCAAUGGGCAACCGUAAGAGAAGCCGCUUCAGCAGUGACCUCUGGUCUAUCAAGUACUUGCAUAGGUUCCAAUGGUGCCACCUGAGUGAGCGGCUGGCCUAUGAGCAGACAGUGUACCAUCAGCGACUCAGGACAGAGAUCUCUCAGGCUAAGAGGGAGACCAACUUCUACCUGGCCAGCGUGGAGAAGAGCCAGAAUCUGGACAAACUGAGGAAGAAGAAGGAGAAGAAAGGAGAGGCCAUGGAGGAGAAGACGUGGGACUUCAAACAGAGGCGGACGGAGGAGGAGAUACAAAAGAACCGGCUCAGCAAAAAAGGCGUAUCCAAAAAGAACCUCCAGAAAGCCCGGGACAUGGUCAAAGCCCACCAGGAAAAGGCCCAGUCCAAUGUGUCCCUGCUGGCUAAGAUCUUUAACAGGGGAAGAUCCGAAAACUGAGCAGAAAGCAGUGAUUUGGCCCAUUUCAGGAACGAUGUGAUACUGUAAGACAGUCAAGGGCCUUACUCCACCAUUUGUGGAUAUUAGGGUCAUUUCAGAUGAUUUCAUAUUGAAGAUGAUUUGGAGUCAAGACCUGUCAUGGAAACUUGGCAAAGUAUUUAUCUUGGCAAAAGACUUUGAUUGUUUUGGUCUUGUAUUUUUUAUGUGUGUAUAUUUCAUGCUGUGAAUAUGUUUUUGGAUAUGAAAACCCUAUUGCUUUAUCCAGUGAUCUGAUAUGUGGGGAAAACAGGUCCUCAACAGCAGAGCUCUACUAAACACACCCUAAUGUAGAGAGGAUAUGUAGAGAGCUUAGAAACAAAGACUGCACCACUGAGUAAGGAGUCUCUAUUACUAGAAAUUUCUUUUGAGUAUGGAAUAGAUGAUGACUAUUUUAGUUUAGCAAACUCUCUCUCUCUCCCUCUCUCUCAGUGUAGUUAGUUUUUUGGUCAAAUGUUUCAUAGUGCUAUUUAACACAGACCUGUAAACAA
Messenger RNA from Chanos chanos (milkfish), 1577 nucleotides. It is a transcript of the gene abt1, whose product is annotated as activator of basal transcription 1. Bases 148 to 1050 code for a protein of 300 amino acids. The transcript is spliced from 4 exons. Gene Ontology annotation, molecular function: RNA binding. Lineage: Eukaryota; Metazoa; Chordata; Actinopteri; Gonorynchiformes; Chanidae. Gene Ontology annotation, cellular component: nucleolus. Gene Ontology annotation, biological process: endonucleolytic cleavage to generate mature 5'-end of SSU-rRNA from (SSU-rRNA, 5.8S rRNA, LSU-rRNA); small-subunit processome assembly; endonucleolytic cleavage in ITS1 to separate SSU-rRNA from 5.8S rRNA and LSU-rRNA from tricistronic rRNA transcript (SSU-rRNA, 5.8S rRNA, LSU-rRNA). The record is from RefSeq and is a predicted model, not a curated record.